ACCAGAUAUUCGAAUAACACCAAUAUUCAAGUGUGUUAGCCCGCCUAGAGUAUAGAUGACCCUCAACUAUUGACCCCGUGAAAUUAUUACACCCGUAGAUAGACUGAGCUAUUUGCUCAAUUCGACAGUGAACUGGCUGAAAACCCUGCUAGGGUAGGUAAAACGGAGGCUUCAUGUUGUCGUCAUCCGCCCAGUAACAAAUCUCCACUUACAUACAACCCACGAUGGUGAGCGCAGUUAGUUAUAUACAGCUGCCUCCUUUGAAUCCUAAGCCCCCAUCGUUGUCGCAAUCUUUGGUAUAGCGCUUCAUCAAAACACAAUGGGUUCCUCGACCUCGAAGGUGUCCCGCGGCGCUGCUCGACAAUACCCUAAGCACCCGACAUCAGCUGUGUCCGCACCGCGAGUAAGAGGCCGGCCUGGCCCGCAUAAUAUAUCCAAGCAAGCGUCAACUGCCGAUAGUAAUGCAACACGCCCAGACGGCGGAGAUCCUGACAUAGUCACUGGCGAAUUUUCUCAAAGGCUGCAACAGAUGGGCAUUGUGCAACCGAAUCCGACUCUCUCACACACAUCGUCAGCUACGCCUCAUUCCACGUCUUCAAGUGCCCUGAAGAAAGCACGCCCAGAUGGCCGACAAAACCCGACACUGACCGCACUGGACGUACGACAGCGGCUGCAACAGGAAGCUGACGAGCAGGCAGUCUUGCUUGGUGGAGGAAAUACCGCCGAGCGGCGAUUUGUUGACAUGCGUGCUAUUGUGGAUGCCAUGCGUAUGCUCAACCGUGGCAUGAACCAAAACCAGGUCGAAAAACGCCUGAGGAUGCAGACUGGAGCUCUAGCAAGAUUAGGUGGUCCGAACAUCGUUUCACACGAAUCGAGCGCUCAAUGAAGCAGGAGUACCUAGGAGAUCUUCUAGAUUAACUUUCAUUGAACAGAAU
Molecule: messenger RNA, 935 nt
Organism: Emericellopsis atlantica
Lineage: Eukaryota; Fungi; Ascomycota; Sordariomycetes; Hypocreales; Bionectriaceae
Exons: 2
Coding region: 320-886 (188 amino acids)
Biological process (GO): proteolysis
Molecular function (GO): serine-type endopeptidase activity
Source: RefSeq, a predicted model, not a curated record